Molecule: messenger RNA, 1187 nt
Organism: Theobroma umbraticum
Lineage: Eukaryota; Viridiplantae; Streptophyta; Magnoliopsida; Malvales; Malvaceae
Biological process (GO): mRNA splicing, via spliceosome
Cellular component (GO): post-mRNA release spliceosomal complex; U2-type spliceosomal complex
Source: RefSeq, a predicted model, not a curated record
AAGGCGAAGGAAAAUCCCAAUCUCCAGAAUCGUAAUCAGAAGAAAGGGAAGAAGAACGGGGAGAAUCGAGAACGAGAAGAAAAGAUGUCUUCACUUGCAGCUGCUAGAGCGGAUAACUUUUACUAUCCUCCGGAAUGGGACCCAAGUCAGGGCUCUUUGAACAAGUUUCAUGGUCAACAUGCUUUGAGAGAGAGGGCAAGGAAAAUAGAUCAAGGCAUUUUGAUCAUAAGGUUUGAAAUGCCUUUCAAUGUUUGGUGUGGUGGAUGCAAUUCCAUGAUUGCAAAAGGUGUACGGUUCAAUGCUGAAAAGAAGCAAGUGGGAAAUUAUUAUUCUACAAAGAUAUGGAGCUUUACCAUGAAGUCUGCAUGCUGCAAACAUGAGAUCGUCAUUCAGACAGACCCAAAAAAUUGCGAGUAUGUGAUCAUUAGUGGAGCUCAGAGGAAAACUGAAGUGUUUGAUGUUGAGGAUGCAGAGACUUUAGAACUCCCUGCUGAUGAAGAAAGAGGCAAGCUUGCAGAUCCAUUUUACCGUCUUGAACAUCAGGAAGAGGAUUUGCAGAAGAAGAAAGAAGCUGAGCCAGUGCUAGUGCGCCUCCAGCGAGUGUCUGAUGCCAGGCAUUCAGAUGACUAUGCCCUCAACAAAGCUCUCCGUGACAAACUUAGAAGUCAAAAGAAGAGGGUUGUUGAAGAGGAAUCUGCUUCGAGGAAAAUGGGCCUAAGCAUUCGACUCCUUCCGGCAACCAAAGAAGAUGCUGCUACUGCUUCAGGGGUCAAGUUUUCUUCCAAGUUUGACAGAAAUAGAAAAGAUAAGCGAGCAUUGAUUAAAGCUGCUUCAAUCUUCCCUGGAUCAUCUGGGUCCUCCAUGUCCUCCAAUACGAAAAGGUUGGAGCUAGAGUCCAAGAGAAGAAAGAUCUCUGCAGCUGCAGCUUCUAACUUGCUGACAGGGGGAUUCAAGCCAUCGUCAUGGUCACGAAAUGCUGUGAAGAAGAGUGCUUCAAUGACUGCACGAAAGUUUUAGCUUGAAAAAUUGAGACUGCUUGUAUAUAAAAUAUAUCUACUGCUUGUCAACGACCAGAGAUCUGUCUGUGGUCAUAACAUAUCAAUCGAGAUGUGUAAUAGGUAUUCUAUGUGAUACAAUUAUUAUAUUUUGAAAAUGGAAUGAGUAGAUAGUUUUGCUUCCCACUUCAA